This is a messenger RNA of Rhinocladiella mackenziei CBS 650.93, 1059 nucleotides long. RefSeq lists its product as uncharacterized. The record is from RefSeq and is a predicted model, not a curated record. Gene Ontology annotation, cellular component: fungal-type vacuole membrane. NCBI's taxonomy places the organism in Eukaryota, Fungi, Ascomycota, Eurotiomycetes, Chaetothyriales, Herpotrichiellaceae. The transcript is spliced from 3 exons. The coding region runs from base 1 to 1059 and encodes 352 amino acids.
AUGGCGGCAGAUUCAGAAAAAGCGAAUCCGACACACGCUGAGUACGAAGGUGCUCCUACUGCGAAACCCGGGUUCAGACCCAAGUUCAAGAGACAUUGCGCACGAUUUUGGUGGAUAUACACUAUAGUAUUCAUCAUUGUUGUUUUGGUCGUUGUGUUGCCCGUGGUCUACGUUGCCUAUCCUCACGCUGCGCAAUCAGCAAUCGACAAAUCGGCUCUUGAAGUGACCUCAAUGUCCCUGUUGAAUCCUGCUCCAAACUCAUUGGACUUGGAACUUGACAGCCUCUUCUUGUCCAACUCCAGCUUACAGGCGAAGCUCGACGCCUUCGAAGCAGAUUUGUGUCUGGAGGAUUCCACCACUCCCUUCGUCCAGAUCUCAGUACCGGCAAUCAAAGCCGCCAACGGCUCUCAAAUUCACAUCAGCCAGGGAGUUCAAAUUGAGCAUAACAAUGAAUUCUUCAAAUACGCCGAGACAACUCUCCUCAGCGAAGAAUACAGUAUCUACCUGAAGGGCAAGGGAGGCCUGAAGUACGGAAAGCUGCCCAAGACCACGGUAGACUACAACAAGAAAAUCAUGAUGAAAGGAUUAAACGGGCUCAAAGGCUUCAAUGUGACUGAAUUUGCCCUCAUCACAACCGCUCAACCUGACGGCAGCAACGCCCACGGCACCGUUGUCAUCCCCAACCCCACCGUCACCACCUAUUCCCUGGGCAAUCUCACCAUGUCCAUGUUCGUUGGGGGGUUCUCCAUUGGGAACUCGACGCUCCAGGAUGUAGUCCUCCCACCAGGGAACAACACCGUUCCCCUCCGCGCCGUGACCAACCAAACCGCUGUCGUGGAGCUGCUCUUCACAGACUAUAAGUCUGGAAUAUUUCCAAUCGACGUCAUGGUGAAUCGCGUGGUUUUCCACGACAAAGAUCUUCCUUAUUAUGAGCACGCGCUGCAACUGCAUAAUAUGACUAUCCAGCUGGACGUUAUUCAGGUUUUGGAACAGGCAGGUCUGGCCGGGUAUCUGGGCAUAGGGAACUCAACGAACUCAACAAGUACAGGAAAGGCAUGA